UGCAGUGUAGUUUAUGACUGCGCACCGCCUACUACCUAAAGUCCUUUAAAAACUACAGGAAAAAUUGGUGUUCGCCCCGGUAAAGCUUCCCGCGCACACCGUGGCAAAACGGCGGCACAGAAAAAAUCAACCUUACUUUCCUAAAGCCUGUUUCCGAAAUGCCUCGCAUCGAGAAUGACAUCAAGCUGGACUUCAAGGAUGUGCUCCUCCGUCCAAAGCGGAGCACACUUAAGUCAAGGAGCGAGGUAGACCUAAUGAGGAGCUACACUUUCAGGAACUCUAAGGGCAGCUACAGAGGGAUCCCCAUUGUUGCUGCAAACAUGGACACCGUGGGGACCUUUGAGAUGGCCCUGGCUUUGCACCAGUUCACACUUUUCACCACGAUUCACAAACAUUACUCCGUGGACGACUGGGUGGAGUUUGCAAAACAGAAUCCUGAAUGCCUGAAGAGUGUAGCAGUUAGCACGGGUACCGGGGAAGGGGACUUUGACAGGAUUUCAGCCAUCUUGGCGGCGGUGCCAAAGCUGCAGUUUAUCUGUGUUGACGUGGCCAACGGCUACUCCGAACACUUUGUUCACUUUGUCAAAGACGUCAGGGAGAAGUUCCCCUCUCACACUAUAAUGGCAGGAAAUGUGGUGACAGGAGAGAUGGUAGAGGAGCUAAUCCUGGCUGGAGCUGACAUCAUCAAAGUAGGCAUUGGACCAGGCUCUGUGUGUACCACCCGCAUGAAGACGGGGGUGGGCUACCCCCAGCUCAGCGCUGUGAUCGAGUGUGCAGAUGCUGCCCAUGGCUUGGGUGGCCACAUCAUCUCUGAUGGGGGAUGUACUUGCCCAGGAGAUGUGUCAAAGGCUUUUGGUGCUGGAGCGGACUUUGUGAUGCUGGGCGGUAUGCUUGCUGGACACUCAGAAAGCGGGGGAGAAAUUAUUGAAAAAAAUGGCAAGAAAUACAAGCUGUUCUAUGGAAUGAGCUCCGACACGGCGAUGAAGAAACACGCAGGAGGCGUGGCUGAGUACAGAGCGUCGGAGGGGAAGACAGUCGAAGUUGUUUACAAAGGUCCGGUGGACGUGACAAUACGAGACGUCCUGGGCGGGGUCCGAUCCACCUGCACCUAUGUUGGGGCAGGGAAACUGAAAGAGCUGAGCCGCAGGACCACCUUCAUCAGGGUCACCCAACAACUCAACACUGUCUUCGGCAACGACAGCUGAAUGUCCGGCUCGAUCCUGCUUCCGAACGAAGGUUAUAAGUCGGUAACACUGCCUAAAUGAUGCUGU
Molecule: messenger RNA, 1271 nt
Organism: Etheostoma cragini (Arkansas darter)
Lineage: Eukaryota; Metazoa; Chordata; Actinopteri; Perciformes; Percidae
Gene: gmpr2
Product: guanosine monophosphate reductase 2
Exons: 10
Coding region: 159-1205 (348 amino acids)
Biological process (GO): nucleotide metabolic process
Cellular component (GO): GMP reductase complex
Molecular function (GO): GMP reductase activity
Source: RefSeq, a predicted model, not a curated record